Molecule: messenger RNA, 1047 nt
Organism: Penicillium bovifimosum
Lineage: Eukaryota; Fungi; Ascomycota; Eurotiomycetes; Eurotiales; Aspergillaceae
Product: CorA family magnesium transporter
Exons: 2
Coding region: 1-1047 (348 amino acids)
Biological process (GO): mitochondrial magnesium ion transmembrane transport
Cellular component (GO): mitochondrial inner membrane
Molecular function (GO): magnesium ion transmembrane transporter activity
Source: RefSeq, a predicted model, not a curated record
AUGUCAAAGCGUGAGAUGAAUCAAGAAGCUUCUUUUAAUAAGAAAGUAUUCAACUUAUCCUUGGCUCUGUCGAAUAGCCGCAUGAACGAUGCGACGGAGCUGCGGUGCAUGGUCCUGAAUGUUGAUGGCUCCGUUCAGUAUUCCGAAGUCCGCGGAACGAGAGAAGAUGUGGCCAAGCGGUAUGGACUAGAUGGCCGAGACCUGCGGAAUGUCGAUCUUGUCUCCGAGGGAAUUCCACAUAUAUUGGUCCGCCCAACGACAAUCUUCAUCAGCAUGUUCACACUGCGGCUUCUUGUCUGCACAGAUGGUGUGCUUCUUUUCCUUCUCCCACUAGAAGACAGUCACGUUAAGGUGCAAGACGUCUUUAUGACCGACCUCAAGGGUAGGCUCAGCCCCCGUCCGGGAAGCGGUAUGUUCAGCAAACUGCCAUUUGAACUCCGAGCCGUGGAUGCAGCACUUGCUUCUGUUAUCGCCACUCUUGAAGCGGAACAUGUUCUCAUUCGUCGAGAGGUUGCCGACAGUUUGCAUGAUUCCACGAGAGAAGACGUCGUUCAUUCGGUUCUCCGCGGGUUGCAGGAUCACAGGAAAAGACUGGUGGCUAUCGAACAACGCGCCCGCCAGUUUCGCUCCGCCUUACGGGAAAUUCUCGAGAAUGACGAUGAUAUGGCGUUGAUGUACUUAUCAGAUCGGCUGGCGGGUAAGCCGCAUGUUGUAGAAGAUCACCAAGAAGUUGAGUAUCUCCUAGAGGGAUACUACAAGAACACGGAUGCGAUCGCGGAGUCUGCAAGCGCAUUGCUGGGCGACGUGGAACGUACAACAGAGACAAUUCAGUCUAUUUUGGAUGUGCGGCGAAAUCAGAUUCUGAUCUUUGAGGCUCAACUCGAAAUCUGUAUGUUGGGAUUUGCUGUGUCAACAUUUGUGGCGGGUUUGUUUGGGAUGAACGUGGCAAACUUCUUUGAAGAGAGUACUUCAGCAUUUGCAAUUCUCGUUGCUGCAUGUGUGAUGGGAACUGUUGUUAUUGCAAGAUACCGCAAACUUCGCUUUUAG